Yamadazyma jaroonii is the source of this 3558-nucleotide messenger RNA. The record is from the annotation of a GenBank genome assembly. NCBI's taxonomy places the organism in Eukaryota, Fungi, Ascomycota, Pichiomycetes, Serinales, Debaryomycetaceae.
AUGUCCAAACACUUACCAUUGCUAUAUAAUCCCCUACUAAAUGCCUUGUUUAAUAACCCCCAUCAUAACAAUGCCCCGUUCAAGAAUACUACCGUGGAUUUAAAUAAUCAUAAUGACUUCACUAUCCUUCUACCACCUUCAUAUAUCCUAAAUGAUGCUUAUGAUCCAAGUACUUCAGGUACCACUAAAUCAUUUCUUAGAGACUUGUGUUAUACGAACGAAGAUUUCAUACGAUCACACAUAAUACGAAGUAAUAAUCCAGUGUUAACGCCGAGUGGUAAAACUCAUCUGAUCGUAUACAAUACCUUGAACCAUAAGCAAAUUUUGAUAAAGAAUGGAAUGGUUUUCACUGGAAGGGGAUUUAAAAAGAGUCUUCGAUUGAAUAUACUAGGUGUAGGUCAAUUCCAUUCAUUUUGUGAUUAUUUCCCCAAAGGUAGUAGGUUCAUGAUUAUUUACAUAGAAGAUACUUUGAUAGGAAGUAAUUUCCUAAAUAUGGUGGAUUAUAUUGACCAUAAGUUCCUCCAAGCCCAACCUACUAUCGAGGAUAAACCGAAAGUUUCAGAGACGAAGAAAGAUUACGUUACCUUUGAAAUGCUACUAAGGAGUGUUCCGUUACUUCUGAAACUUGUGUCUGAGAAAUACUAUAAAUUAUUCCAUCACAAUAACCAAGACUUCCAUGACUUAAGAACCCAAACGAGGAAAUCAUUAUCUUUCAUCAAAGAUGAAUUCCAUAGAAUGGUUGACCAAGCAUAUGUGAUAAUUCUGGAGAGUAUAAAAGAAGAUAAUCCUGAAUCUGAGAAGACUUAUCAUCUCAUACAAAAUUUACUCAGCAAUAACCCUGAGAUUGAUUUAAACCGUUUGGUGUAUGAAUAUGUGGAACUUAACCUUUACGAUAAAAUCUGGUCCCAAUUGAUAUUUCAAUUCAAUCAUGAUAAUUCUGAUAAGCAAGAAUUCGAUAAAGAAGCAUUUAAAGUAUUGACUUCUGAGAAGUAUCCUUUACUAUCAUGUGUUUCAUUGAAUCAUCUAGAUAUCCCUGUUUAUGAACCUUGGAAUAUAAAUUUGAUUUUGAAGAGAGUUUCCCUGGCGAUUGAGAUUUUCUCCAAACUUGACGAUAGUUCGGUCAUAAGUCAAUCGUCAAAGAGAGAAGUUUUGAUGCAGACCAUCGAAGUUUUAACGGAACCAACAACAGAGAUUAUUGAUGAAAAAUCUCAAGAUCUUGUUGUAGAUGCAGAUACCUUGGUAGGUAUGUUAAUCAUGGUGAUAAUUCAUUCCAAAGUGGAAAAUCUAGAAGCUCAUUUAUACUAUAUUCGGAAUUUCCAAUCGUCAGAUCAGUCACAGGAUGGAUAUUUCAGCUAUAUAGUCAGUAAUUUGGAUGCUGUGAUCUAUCAUCUAUCAAGUAUGGGUGAAUUUGGGUAUUUGGAGAAUCUUUCUCAACAGAAUUAUGAGUUUUGGGCUGCCAUUCAAAGACAGGACUUAGAAAGUUUAAGAAAAAUGGUUUCUGAAGUUCUAGAGGAAUUUCCUGGCGAGUUGCCUACAAACCAUUUCAUAAAAAGUCGAAAUAUUCAUGGUGAAAGUUGUCUAAUGUUUGCUAUUAAGGCCAAAAAUUUUGAGAUUUUCGAACUUUUAGUAGAUUCGAAUGAUGAUUGGUUUACUGUUGAAGAACUUCUUUUUGAUAAGAAUACCACCACCGGUCAAAAUCUACUCAUGGUAUCUUUAAUUGAAGAAUGUCAUGAAAUUUCACAUAAAUUAGUAGAAAUACUAUUCACCAUGGAAUAUGGUGAGCAAGUUGCUUACUUGAAUCUGACUGAUUUUUUGGGUAGAUCAGUGGGCCAUUAUUUAUUCCAUGAUAUCCAAAUAAUGCAACAGAUAGGUCACUUAGUAGAUUGGGAAUUGAAAGAUACCAAUCACCAUACCCCGCUUUUCAGUACCUGUCGAUGUUAUGAUCAUCAAGACUACACCGCACUUGUUGAAACCGGUUUCAAUUGUUAUUUCCAAAGGUAUAAAACCAUAGACCUCGCAAACCACAUAGAUAAAAAUGGUAAUACUUUAUUGCAUGUAAUCCUAAAGGGCUUGGAUAAAUCUGGGCUUUUAGACCAUGGCGUAGAUGUUAAUCAAUUCAACAACAAGUCCAUGUCCCCAUUGACCAUCUACGUCAAGUAUAAUCGAUUAGCUAAUCUUGAGACGUUACUUCAGUGUGAAACUUUGAAGUUCUUGAAUGAAGAACCUAAGAAUUUCUAUAAUGUGUUUGAUUACCUUAGUUUCCUGGCCAGUAAACCAACUUCUAAUAGUGAAGAUUUCAAGAAAAUACAGUCAUUGGUAUAUAAUUUUGCAUUCGAUAAUUAUUUCCCAUCCAAUCAGCUGUUAAAGAUCCUAGCCACCAAUGGGAGAUACGAUAGUGGAUUGAAAGAAUGGAUAAUAUUCUUCAAAGUCAUGGAUAAUGAUAAUAGAUUCACAGUUUUCCAAAGUUUUAGUAAACUCAAACUGAUAUUUCAAUUAUUCGAGAUGCAGAACCCAUUUAUGGGUUUACCCAGUAAAGAAGAGAUUUGGCUUAAUUACAAUGGUCAACAUCUGGUUCCGUUUUAUUCUAAGUUCAAGAUCAAUAGGUUCAUCACCGAUUUCAAUCAUUAUUUGGUAGCAUUGUCACUAUACUCACCAAACGGAUUGAAGGAUUUUUACACUUUGUUCAAAGACAAUAAUCUGACGUUGGAAAUUAUGAAGCAAUCGAGUAAAGAUCAAGAGUUAGCUAAACGAAAAUUAGGGGAAAUCACCUUAACUAUUCACCAAAUUUCAGAAAUUGAAACUUUCCUUAAUUAUUCCUUGAGUGACUUACAAGCCUACGAUACUAAGUUAACAAAACUACACAAGCUAUUCAUCAUGUAUAAUAUGAAAUCACAAGAUGUGAGAAUUGUACAGGAUAGGUUUUUAGGCAAAUUAUUCACCAGUGAAGUACCAAAUGAUGAAUUCAAAUGGAUAGGCGAAGAAGAAGAGUGUGUGAAUUAUUUGGAAUUAGGCCAAUUUGUAUUAUUUUUACAAUUCUCCAAUAAUCAAAUGACAAAGAAAAUCAAAGAUACUUUGAAGAAACUAGAUAAAUGGAAACAAGUUUAUGGUAGAAUCAAAAGUAUCAAUGAUGAACUUCGUAGAUAUGAGAACAAAAUCCAUGAUAAUCAUAUAACUCCUGUAACUUCACCUGAACUUCAUCGUCGAGAUCUGAAUGAAGGACUUCUUGAUCCUGUAGAAGAACCAGAAAGCCCAAUCGAAUCAUCGUUUUUCACUUUUGGACUUGAGAAUAAAAAACUGAGAUAUAAGAGAUUACUCCUAUUGAAGAACGAUGAGAUCAAAACUAUCAUUAACCUUAAUCUGGAAAUCAAAUACGACCAUGAACUAAUUGCUUCAGAGAUAUCCAACUUCCUCACAUUCAAAGCUAAUUCCAUCCUUUUCAGUUUUAAACAAUUCACUCAAUUGACUAUUCAAGGCUUGAAGUUGCAAAAAAAUCGUGGUGAUGGAAAUUUCCAGAAGUCGCACUCAAAAAAGGAACAUUUUAAUUUAAAUAGGCAGUAA